Morchella sextelata is the source of this 1500-nucleotide messenger RNA. RefSeq lists its product as uncharacterized. Bases 1 to 1500 code for a protein of 499 amino acids. NCBI's taxonomy places the organism in Eukaryota, Fungi, Ascomycota, Pezizomycetes, Pezizales, Morchellaceae. The record is from RefSeq and is a predicted model, not a curated record. The transcript has a single exon.
AUGGAAACUUAUGCCAGUAAUAUAGAUACCAACAAAGUCUACCCACUCACCAAGCCUUCCAGCCAUAUAACACCCUUCCCAUCCAGUUUCAACCCUCUUUCAGAGUCCACCCCACUCACCCCCGGACCAUGGACUGCCCACUUUCCCAAUAUCGUAGCCAUCAACCAGCCCUUCCGCCUCCGUAUCGAAUGCAACCAUGAAGACAUCAAGUACUGCCCCCCAAAUUAUAACAUCCAAUUAUACGGCCCGACGGCCGCCUCCGUCCCCAUUACCGCACUCUCAAAAGUAAACUCCCGCACUGUCGAAGCCGCAAUGGUGCUCCACGAACAAGGAGAAUACCAGGUCUACGCGUGGCCAAACUACCCCAACUGCACCGAACUACAGGGAGACCCUGAUGCCGCCAAGCUCUACAAGCAGUCUGUAGGCGGGACACCGCACUUGCUCAUUGCCCAGAGAGGCCCAUUCCCAAUCGGCAGAGACAAGUACGAUGUCCACCGCGCCUGCAAGAGCUACGAGGAAGUGCUAGACGGCCGAUGGAUCAACCACGACCUCGUCGAGUCCAGCAUGCGGACCACCUACUCGUACGGCGAAUUCCAUCCCUCGCAGGUCUCGAUCGCAGAAAACUCCCUGCCCGACUCGGCGGACCAUUCGCGAUACGUGUACUCACCCUACGACUGCAAGAUCCCGCACAGGAGCUUUGCGGAUGUCCUGGACGAGGCGCCGGCGCUGAGCCAUGUAGUUUUCAUCGGCGGGUCAGUUGCUCGCGGAUAUGUGUGCGCGCGGGCCUUCCCGGAUUUGUUCGGGAACGAUGAGGGUACGGGUGUGUGUGAGCAGCACCCAGAAAUGCCCCUGCUCGAGCACGGCAACAGGGCUGCAACGCGGACCUACUCCAGCUUCCAGGGACGCAAGGUAGACGUCACGUUUGCCUUCGUGGGCGCAAGAUUCAGUGAUGCCGUCAAGCGCCUUGACAAGCUAAAGACACCCCAAGCUGUAGUGUUCGACGUAGGCAACUUCGCCGGCAGCAUGCCCGACGACGAGUUCCUCGAGCACCACAAAACGGCCUUCGCCUACUUCGACACGCGCUGGAAAGGCGCGCACGUGCUCGUCCGGUCGGCCGCCAGCGUGGUGCAGCCGCUGCAAUGCUUCGGAGAAGAGGGCCACACGCGGGCCACCUCGUGGGCGAAGCGCGGCCUCACCCUCGCCGCCGUCAAGCAGUGGGCCGCGCAGAUCAAGGCCGAGAGGGCCGCCAAGAUGGAUGACAUGGAGCUCGAGGAGGCCGCGAGCACCCGCGUGUCGUUCAUCGACGCGUACACGAUCACGGACCCAAGGCCGGAGACGAGCAUGGAUGGGUACCAUUGGAUGUAUCCGGCGCCGAGGAUGGAGAAGGGGUUUUUGGAAUGGAAUUUGACGGUGCGGCCGACGGUGGGCGAGGCGGAGGAUAUGCUGUUGGAUUGGAUGUGGGAUGAGAUUGUGAUGAGGAGGUCGAUGGCGUCGCUGUGA